Messenger RNA from Helicoverpa zea (corn earworm), 2373 nucleotides. Its product is annotated as xenotropic and polytropic retrovirus receptor 1. The record is from RefSeq and is a predicted model, not a curated record. Gene Ontology annotation, molecular function: inositol hexakisphosphate binding. Gene Ontology annotation, cellular component: plasma membrane; cytoplasm; Golgi apparatus. The transcript has 11 exons. Lineage: Eukaryota; Metazoa; Arthropoda; Insecta; Lepidoptera; Noctuidae. Gene Ontology annotation, biological process: phosphate ion transport; cellular response to phosphate starvation. The coding region runs from base 278 to 2293 and encodes 671 amino acids.
UCGUUGUGUCAUUCAUUCAUUCAGGUGAUGAGAAACGGACCAUAGUUUUUUAUGGAAAAAAUAAAUCACAAAAAGAUAAAAAUUUGCUCAUAAGUAAUACCGUAUCAUUCCAGUGUUUACUCAAAUCUAUAUGUUCAGUGCAAUGAGGUCACCAUUAGCAGUUAUCAGAAAGUAAACUGAGUUUGUCCAUGGCAAACAAUUUGUGUUGGAUAUAGUGAAAUAUCGUUAGUGUUUAAGAGUUGUUGUUACGACAAAGUCGUGUUAGAAGAGCCCUAAGAUGAAGUUCGCGGAGCACUUGAGUGCACACAUUACGCCCGAGUGGCGUAAACAAUACAUAAACUAUGAGGAGAUGAAGGCGAUGCUAUACACAGCGGUGGAGGAGGCGCCAUCAGCUGAGAAUGUGGAGCCGGAAGUCCUCUCCCGCCAUUUUGCCAACUUCGACGAAACAUUCUUCCAUUACUGUGAUCAGGAACUUAAGAAAAUCAACACAUUCUAUUCAGAAAAACUCGCGGAGGCCACUAGAAAAUUCGCCACACUACAGAGCGAGUUAAAAUCACAUUUCGAAACAAUCAAACCCAAAGCCAGUGGCGACGGCAAAAAAGCGAUACCACGGCGGAAAGUACAAGAAUUGAAACUGGCCUUUAGUGAAUUUUACUUAAGUCUCAUACUUCUACAGAACUAUCAGAAUUUAAACUACACCGGAUUCAGAAAAAUAUUGAAAAAGCACGAUAAGUUACUAAACGUAAGCAAUGGCGCACAAUGGCGAGCGGAACACGUCGAAACAUCCCACUUCUACACGAAUAAGGACAUCGACAGACUGAUCAGUGACACAGAGGCUACCGUCACUAAUGACCUGGAAGGUGGCGAUAGACAGAAGGCCAUGAAGAAGUUGAGAGUUCCCCCUUUAGGGGAGCAACAGAGUCCGUGGACGACCUUCAAAGUGGGACUGUUCUCGGGGUCUUUUAUUGUGCUGUUUAUCACUGUUGUGUUGUCUGCACUAUUCCACGAAGGGGGCACAGAAAACUUCAAAACGGCCUUCAGAUUAUACCGAGGCCCAUUCCUUUUAGUCGAGUUCAUAUUCUUAAUCGGCAUCAACGUAUACGGAUGGCGGUCUUCGGGGGUCAAUCACGUCUUAAUCUUCGAGUUAGACCCCAGAAAUCAUCUUUCUGAACAGCAUUUAAUGGAGUUGGCAGCCAUUUUUGGGGUCAUUUGGGCCCUAAGUAUACUCAGUUUUAUAUAUAGUGCGAGUUUGAGUAUACCUCCGUUUGUGAACCCGUUGGCGUUGGUUAUAAUAAUGCUGGCCUUUCUUAUGAAUCCGCUGAAGGUGUUCCGACAUGAAGCACGGUUCUGGUUUUUGAGGAUAUGUGGUCGUAUCCUAGCGGCUCCAUUCAUGCCGGUGCUGUUCGCUGACUUCUGGCUGGCAGACCAGUGGAACUCCUUCGUGGCGGCCUUCCUCGACUUCCACUAUCUCAUAGCCUUCUAUACUACGGGGAGCGACUGGUUUAAUGUUAAUGUAACAUUUGAGAAAACGAAAUGGUUCAUAAUAACCCGAGCCCUAGUGAACGUAGUGCCGGCGUGGACGCGUUUCUUCCAAUGCCUCCGCCGGUAUCGCGACAGCAGGGAAGCCUUCCCGCAUCUGGUUAACGCUGGGAAGUACUCCACUACGUUCUUUGUUGUGCUGUUUGCGACGCUCAGGACUUUGUAUAGCGACCCAACAUCAACAGACGCAUACGACAACCCGUUCCUAUACCUCUGGUUCGCGUGUCAACUGGUGUCUUCCCUGUACACGUACACGUGGGACGUGAAGAUGGACUGGGGGCUGUUCAGCUGCGGACCCAACGCCGAGAACAAGUUCCUCAGGGAGGAGAUCGUUUAUAGUCCCGGGUUCUACUACUUCGCGAUAGUGGAAGACUUCGUGCUCCGCUUCAUCUGGACGGUGUCGUUCGUGCUGACGGAGAACAAGCUCGUCUCCGGCGAGACCAUGACGUCUAUACUGGCGCCGCUUGAGGUCUUCAGACGAUUCAUCUGGAACUUCUUCCGCCUGGAAAACGAGCAUCUAAACAACUGCGGCAAGUUCCGAGCUGUUCGCGACAUCUCCGUGGCGCCGCUCGACUCGUCCGACCAGGCCGACAUCAUCCGCAUGAUGGACCAGCCCGACGGCGUCGUUAACAGACUAACGAAAAACAAGAAAAACGCGAAAAAGACAAAGGAGAGUGACCGCAAGCCGCUUCUCAAGAAGGAGUCGAUACAAGACAUGCAACUGGAACUCGACCUCUCUUCCAAGAUGCUGUGACCGACUGUGAUAACUGUACUUAUUUAGUUAUUGUUAUAGUAUUAUACGAAAUAUAUUUAUAGCCAAUUCUUAUACACGCA